Messenger RNA from Onychostoma macrolepis, 510 nucleotides. Its product is annotated as echinoderm microtubule-associated protein-like 1. Lineage: Eukaryota; Metazoa; Chordata; Actinopteri; Cypriniformes; Cyprinidae. The transcript is spliced from 3 exons. The record is from RefSeq and is a predicted model, not a curated record. The annotation marks the transcript as partial.
CAGACACCAGCUCCUGAGACGCUUACAGAACAUAAUCUGUCAUGACAUCAUGUGUGUGUGUGUGUGUGUGUGUGUGUGGAUUAGGAGCUGAUCUGUGUGUGGAUCAGGAGUGUCUCUCAGACGCUGAUGGAGGACGUGUCGGUGAUGGAGGAGCUGAUGGAGCGCUCGGAUGGAGCCGCACAGAGAGACGUGUUCAGUGACACAGACUUCAUGAUCGACGAGCAGAGCUCUCACGCCAGCGGGAUGGAGGUGAUGGAUCGCCUCAUGUUCCUGGAGCACCGCGUCCAGAUGCAGGACGACGAGAUCCAGCUGCUGAAGAUCAACAUGACCGACGUACUGAAGAGACUCAACAUCUCAGAGGAGCAGAAGAGAACACCUGCUAAAGCGUCUCGUCCGGCGUCUCUGUGUCUGGCUCCUAAAGCAGCGAUCAGCUCUUCAUCCUCGUCUCUGAGGAAGAGCUCCAGCUCCACGCUGCCCUCCUCACCCUCCUCCAGAAACUACAGCCCGGAG